AUGCCUCCGACAUUGAGACAUUCUGUAUGUUGGGCAUUACGAAGUCAACUUAGCCGCCCUUCAUCACCACCCUUCCUUUCCGCGCCCUCUUUGGCUUCUCGUAUACAGCCUGCCAAUAGCGCGACAAUUUCAACGGCGACUAAGAUGAAUUCAGUGUUGAGACUCGAAAACGAGCCUCAUGCCUACACGAGCGGCCGGUGGGUCUUCAUCUUCACCCUAGACAACGCCAAGAUAAUCAUAGUGAAGCUCCUAUUUCGCCUGGCAGGGCCUGCGAAGCUAACCACUCUUUCUGAAGUCGCUACAAUUCUUGACUAUAAUCAUGACGCAAGGGAUGGGACAAAUACCGUCGGCAGCGAGUAUAUAAUUAUGGAGCAUGCAACUCGCGUUCCACUACGCGAGAAAUGGUAUGAAAUGGCUGGUGACCGGCAAGUUAGAUGUAUAGAUGCAAUCUACCGGACUAUGAGGGAAAUCGUCGAUUUGGAAUUCCUAGCGUUUGGGAGCAUUUACUUCGAUGAUACUCUUGAUUCUGCCAGUAAACAUCUCUUAGGUGAUGGCUUCUGUAUUGGGCCACACUGCGCUACUAGAUACUGGGGCACUGGUGCUGGGAAAAGAAGGUACUAUUAUCACGCGAAAGCAAAUCAGGGGCCAUGGCUAAGCAUUGACCAAUAUUGUGAGGGUUUUAUUGACGCUGGUCUGUCACGAGUACCUCCAGUGGACACUGAACCCGAGAGGAAGCCGAUCUACCAUGGAUUGUCUAAAACGCAUUUGGCUCUACUAGAGCGUACCUGCUCUGUGCUAAAGCGAAUGGCUAUAGAUACUCGAAUCAGCAAUUCCGCCACACCCUUAUUAUUCUAUCCCGACUUGCACAUGAGGAAUAUAUUCGUGUUAGAAGAUGAUUUUUCUACUAUUACUACGUUCUGGUACUUUAAUGAGGUUCCGGACCUUGCUACGGGAAGUAAGAAAGAUAGUACAGUAGCUUUGCGUCAUAAGCAGCUGCGAACUAAUUUGUCCGGCCUACUAAAUAUAGCAUCAGCCGGAUGGGAACUCUUUGAUGCGAUAUUAGAGGCUGUUUUAACAAACGCUAAUCCAGACGGUGAGGAGCCGGUAAAAGACGAGAAGGCUUUAAGGUCAAUCUGGCCAUUUGACAUUGAUUAA
Aspergillus steynii IBT 23096 is the source of this 1155-nucleotide messenger RNA. RefSeq lists its product as uncharacterized. NCBI's taxonomy places the organism in Eukaryota, Fungi, Ascomycota, Eurotiomycetes, Eurotiales, Aspergillaceae. The coding region runs from base 1 to 1155 and encodes 384 amino acids. Gene Ontology annotation, cellular component: mitochondrion. The transcript is spliced from 9 exons. The record is from RefSeq and is a predicted model, not a curated record.